GCAGACCUUUGCCGAGCACGCUUCACUCUGGAACAAAGCUACUGGGCUUCUCUUCUGAUGUUUGCCCCAACAGAUGCCAUGGAUGAUGGGCAUCAGGAGACAGAUCUGGACGACGUGCACUAUGAAGGAGAUCCCUGGCUCUUCAACAAUUCCAGUGAUAACAGCCAGGAGAACCAACGCUUCCUAAAGUUCAAGGAGGUCUUUCUGCCCUGUGUGUACCUGGUAGUGUUUGUCUUUGGACUGCUAGGGAACUCCCUGGUUCUGAUUAUAUACAUUUUCUACCAGAAGCUGAGGAAUCUGACAGAUGUGUUCCUGCUGAACUUGCCUCUGGCUGACCUGGUGUUUGUCUGUACUCUGCCCUUUUGGGCCUAUGCAGGCAGCCAUGAGUGGGUCUUUGGCACAGUCAUGUGCAAAACUCUUCGAGGCAUGUAUACAGUGAACUUCUACGUGUCCAUGCUCACGCUCACCUGCAUCACGGUGGACCGCUUCAUUGUAGUGGUCCAGGCUACCAAGGCCUUCAACCGGCAGGCUAGGUGGAAGAGCUGGGGCCAGGCCACCUGCUUGCUCAUUUGGGUGGCCUCCCUGUUGGUUUCUUUGCCACAGAUCAUCUAUGGCAACGUCGAACGCUUUGACAAGCUUAUCUGUCAUUACCACAAUGAGGCGAUAUCCACUGUGGUUCUUGUUAUACAGAUGACUCUGGGGUUCUUCCUGCCAUUGCUCACUAUGAUUCUGUGCUACUCAGGCAUUAUCAAGACCUUGCUUCAUGCUCGAAACUUCCAGAGGCACAAAUCUCUUAAGAUCAUCUUCCUUGUAGUGACUGUGUUCCUGCUGACCCAGACACCCUUCAACCUCGUCAUGUUGAUCCGAAGUACAAGCUGGGAGUACUAUACCUUAACCAGCUUUAAUUAUGCCAUCAUAGUGACAGAGGCUAUAGCAUACCUUCGGGCUUGCCUUAAUCCUGUACUUUAUGCCUUUGUUGGCUUAAAGUUCCGGAAGAACGUCUGCAAACUUAUGAAGGAUAUUGGCUGCCUCUCUCACCUGGGAGUCUCACGUCAGUGGAAGUCUUCUGAGGACAGUUCCAAGACUUGUUCUGCCUCCCACAAUGUAGACACCACAAGUAUGUUCCAACUGUAGUCGGCCUUGCCACACUUGGAGAAGCUAGUAUCAGAAUUCUUAGAAGCAGAGCUAUAUCCUUUGGAUGCAACAAGAAAAGCUUUGCUUGUAGCACGUGGAGUGUCAUGGUGAAGUCACUGAACACUGUGGCUGGUAUGGAAAGCUUCUCAGAUAUAAAUAUACCGUUCUUAAUAUCUAAGCCUAAUGCUCAAAGAAGAAUGUCUUGAAGAGAGAUUUUGAAGCAAUUUCUCUCUUUCAUCCCCAAGAAUGGUAAAAUCAAGGUCAUGACGGUUAACUCUAGAGAUCUCAGGUUCUCUUUUACCAAGUUUGGGGCUAAAAGUUGAAAAGUUGCAUCAACAAAGAUGUUGAUGGCAGAUAAUAUACAGGGCUCCUGAGUUUAGAAGAUUCUUCAAUGGGCAAGCAGUUGAGAGUUGAAAAGCCCCUACAUAAUACUGCUUGAAUGAGACCAAGCUCUGACUCCUCCAGAGGUCUGUCUGACUUUUGUAUGGGUGGAUGCUUAUGUUUUAUUGGACUUGUCUUGGAAAGAGCAGCAAUAAGGGACUGAAAAUAGGCCAAAAUAAAUUAGCUGAAUUUCAGUGGUCCAUGUAAUGCUAGAAAAAUAUAUAAAAUAGAGCUUAAGGCUAUAACAAAUACAAGAGGACUCUGGUGGCUUUGCUCAUCUAAAAAAAGAAAAAAGAAAAUUUCCCAUGCCUGUGACACAUAAUAUGUACAUACAAAUAUAUCAAGUAUUUUGAGUUUCAUGGUAAGAAAUAAAACCCUUUAAAAGUUUUCAAA
Molecule: messenger RNA, 1908 nt
Organism: Grammomys surdaster
Lineage: Eukaryota; Metazoa; Chordata; Mammalia; Rodentia; Muridae
Gene: Cxcr6
Product: C-X-C motif chemokine receptor 6
Exons: 2
Coding region: 58-1134 (358 amino acids)
Biological process (GO): immune response; inflammatory response; G protein-coupled receptor signaling pathway
Cellular component (GO): membrane
Molecular function (GO): coreceptor activity; C-X-C chemokine receptor activity
Source: RefSeq, a predicted model, not a curated record